Molecule: messenger RNA, 1212 nt
Organism: Salvelinus namaycush (lake trout)
Lineage: Eukaryota; Metazoa; Chordata; Actinopteri; Salmoniformes; Salmonidae
Product: protein shisa-9B-like
Exons: 4
Coding region: 1-1212 (403 amino acids)
Biological process (GO): regulation of short-term neuronal synaptic plasticity; regulation of AMPA receptor activity
Cellular component (GO): dendritic spine membrane; postsynaptic density; postsynaptic membrane
Source: RefSeq, a predicted model, not a curated record
AUGAGAAGCGCGGGGUUGUUGCUUGGCUACUUUUUGGUGAAAGUUCUUGUAUGCGACGCGGAGGGGGAGCCAGGGCAGAAGCUAGACGGCUUUAUUAUGGUACAAACGGGUACCAACGAGUCAAAAUUGAACGGAGAGAACAGCGUUUCGGAGAGUCCGCAUACAGAGGACAGGUGCCGGGGUUAUUACGAUGUGAUGGGCCAGUGGGAUCCGCCGUUUGUGUGCCAGACGGGCAGUUACCUGUACUGCUGCGGGACCUGUGGCUUCAGAUUCUGCUGUGAGUUUACAAGCUCGCGGCUGGACCAGACCACCUGCAAAAACUAUGACACCCCGCCGUGGAUGAUGACAGGCAGACCCCCGCCUAAGAAAAAAGACCCCACUCACGACACCACAAAGGAUAAAACAAACUUAAUUGUGUAUAUAAUAUGUGGAGUUGUUGCCAUAAUGGCCCUCGUUGGGAUUUUCACAAAACUUGGACUUGAAAAGGCGCACCGUCCACACAGAGAAAACAUGUCAAGGGCUCUAGCCCAGGUGAUGCGCCAGCCUGGUCCAGGAGAACACUCAGAAGACAUUGGAGUGCAUGGACAGCACUAUGACAACAUGCAAGCCAACAGGGUACCUGCUAACAGUCUCCAGGCUAACCAGAUGAACAGUGUGGGUCCAGGAUCAUCACUAAUGCCAGGCUUAGGGUCUCCUCCCCACCCUUACCCUUCCAUGGGACAGAUCACUAGCCCCUAUGAGCAACAGCAACCUGGGAAAGAGCUCAAUAAGUACGCCUCCCUCAAGGCUGUCGCGGAGAAGGUUAAUGACAACUUCUACACCAACCGGCGGCACAUGGUAGAGAUGGCAGCCAAGGGCAGUCUCCCUAUGCACCCGAUGCACCGCAUAGAGCAGGAGCCCAGCAACCCCUACAGCCCUCCCUUACAGCCUUCCCUAAAGCAGAACGGACACAAAUCCAAAAGCACCAAGGGCCACAGCAGCUACAGCAGCAGCUCCCAUACCCUGGCCUAUGGCUCCAACACAAUCGCCAACCCGGGGAUGCAGAAGAACUGGGACGGCUCAGAGACGGUGGGCCGCCGGCAGAGCCACGGCACUAAGAAACACUGCACCAUAGAGCAGGUGAACGAGAUGCACAGCACCUCGCGCAGCCAGCACUACAUGCCUCCGCAGCCCUACUUUGUCAGCAACAGCAAGACAGAAGUGACUGUUUGA